CUAAAGGUCUUCAGACCCUCUCAAUCUGAGUCUCUAGCGGGCGACUAAUCUCCACCGGAGUAAACAGAUUGAGGCCUUAACAAACAACACCUCCACUACCGGAGUAAAUCCGGUACAGAAUAGUGAGUUGGCUCCUCGACUAAAGUCACCAACUCCCUACCUUCAAUCAAGGAUGCUCUAUCAACCUAGGCAGAUAUUCUCAUUCUAGGUCAAAGCAGAAACAACAGGAAUUUGAUCAGGAUUCAAGUCAUUCAAUCAUUCAAACCAUAAUCGAAUAUAAUCAACUCAUAGAAUCAGUACUUGGGUUCAUACAAUCAAAGCCUAACGUACAAAUCCAGAUGAAUGGGAGAACUACUCCAUGGAGAAAGAAGCAAAAGCAGAAUCAGACGUGGAAUUCAUACUGUGAAGGAUGGAUUCCUGCUCCUGGACGUUGAUCGGCACUUCUCCAAGCUCAAGCUGGCCUUCAAUGGUGUUGAAGAUCAAGCUAGGGCGCUUGGAGACUCUUGUUCGUCGCUUUCUCUCUCUAGGAAUCGUUCUCUCUCUCAAAAACUCGAAUACCCUUCUGUUUGGCUGAAAAUCUGCUUAAAAGGGCAUCAGUGGCCAAAGCACGGUCGAGGGCACGACCGUGUAAUGCCUCAGCCCGCCCAUGCUUUGGCUAGUGUUAAUUACACUAGGAGAAACACGGUCGUGCUUUUGGGAGGACACGGCCUUGCUUUGGUGAAGCACGCCUGUGUUCUAUCUCAGCCCUGCCCGUGUUUUGGCCAAUGUUUGCCAAACUCGAAUUAGCUCUCGGCAGUAAAAGCACGGUCUCAGAACACGGCCGUGUUCUGGUUUAGGUGUGCCCGUGUUUUGGCUCAGUUUCACCGAAAUGACUUCCGAAUGCCCCGAAACUCGUGCUUAGCCUUCCCUUUUACACCUGGGACCUGAAACAUGACAAAAUAGCACAACCCGGCAUAAAAUAGGCCAAAAACACACGACUAUGCCCCUCAAACGGAUAAGAACUAGGGGCGCAAAUAUGUGCAAUUACAUCGUUAUCAAAUUUCUUAAGCUGACUAAGCCCUCUUAGACAGAUUAACCGGCAGACGACUAGUCUUCACCGGGAUAAAAAGCUAAGGCAAUUAACACAGAACUACACUAGUGGAACCAGAUUCCAGUACAAAGCAGUGAAUUUACUAACUCUCGUAUAAUCAAUUCACUCCUUUCCAUUGAAGAAGCUCUAACAACCUAAUCAGAUUCUAUCUAUCUCAGGUUGCAGCAGAAUUCAAAAGAAGUUGACCAGGAUUCAAUUGACUCAAUAAAGACACUUCAAUCGAUUAUAAUCAAAUAGGAUAUCAAUCCAAAAGUCAUUACAACUGAAAUCCUUAACACAUGGAACUAGGGUUCUUCAUACCCUUGCAUCGAUUCAACUCGUGCACUAAAAAGCACUUGCGUGAUCCUCAGUGACCACGACCGUGUUCGUUAGUGAGCUUGCCCGUGUUUUGCUUCUGCUACACCGAAUGGCCUCCAAAUGACCCGAAAUUCGCGUCUAGACCUUCAUUUGACGUCUGGGACCUGAAAUAUGACAAAAGAACGCAACCCAACGUAAAAUAGACCAAAGACACACGACUACGAGCCCAAACAGAUAAGAAACGAGGAUGCUAAAAUGUGAAAAUACAACGUUAUCAGCAUGGUUAAAAUGUUUUAAGCUUACCUUGUCUCUGACUUGGUUUGCUUGGGGACAAACAAACGAUUAAGUGUGGGGGAAUUUGAUAACGUCGUAUUUGCACAUGUUUGCACCCUUGUUUCUUGAUCGUUUUGGCUCGAGUUUGUGAUUUAUUGGCCUAUUUUACGCUAGGUUGUGUUCCUUUGUCACAUUUCAGGUCCUAGCGCAUGAGUGAAGCAUAGGCGCAAGUUUCAAGUCAAUCGAAGAUCAAUUGGCGAUUCAGGAGACGAAACUUGGGCAUGACCUGAAGAAUAAUGGACUUCUACCUCAUUUUAUGGAAAAAUAAUCAUAUAAGAUUUUCAUGAAAAGAAAGAGGACGAGACUGCAAGCGUCUGGGAUCAAACGACGACUGAUUCGGAGUCCGGACGAGGGAGAAACGAAGCAUCAAAGACACUAGAAAAAGAGCCGAGGAAGAAACACGGGCAGGAUUCCCUAAAAACACGACCAUGUAUUGUUUAGCACUUGCCAGUCUUUUUAUAUUCCGAGCCUCUCUUGUGAAGACUGCUGAAGGGAUGCAAAACACGGGCGGGACUAAACACGGGCAGGACUAAACACGGCCGUGUUCCCGACCGUGUUUCAGCCCCUACUCGGGUAUAAGUCUGAUUUCUGCGAUUUUAGAAAGGGAGAGCUGGGUUUUUGGUUAGAAAACACCCAAGGGACGAACUCUAGAAAUUCUCUUGAUUUCUGCUUUAACCUAUGAUUAAUAGAAACUGAUUAGGUUG
Linum trigynum is the source of this 2424-nucleotide messenger RNA. Lineage: Eukaryota; Viridiplantae; Streptophyta; Magnoliopsida; Malpighiales; Linaceae. The record is from the annotation of a GenBank genome assembly.